Rhipicephalus microplus (southern cattle tick) is the source of this 594-nucleotide messenger RNA. It is a transcript of the gene ND-13B, whose product is annotated as NADH dehydrogenase (ubiquinone) subunit ND-13B. The record is from RefSeq and is a predicted model, not a curated record. NCBI's taxonomy places the organism in Eukaryota, Metazoa, Arthropoda, Arachnida, Ixodida, Ixodidae. Gene Ontology annotation, cellular component: respiratory chain complex I. Gene Ontology annotation, biological process: respiratory electron transport chain.
AAAAGCUUUGGUCGAUCAUCAUCAUCGUCGUCGUCGUCCUUCAUUGGUAACUUCUGCUACUGGUGCGGUCGGUCGGAAUGGCUGGGUUGCUAAAGAAGACGACCGGGCUGACGGGACUGGCAGUAUCCAAGAACCCGCACCACGAGCUGACUGUUCUCUACAACAAGAUUCUUCGCGCACUUGAGAAGUUGCCGCAGAGCGCGGCCUACAGGCGUUACACGGAGCAGAUCGUGAACGAGCGCCUCUCGCUAGUUCAAAGCGAAAAAGACAUCGCUCAGCUGGAAAAGCGUAUUGGUGCCGGACAGAUUGAGCAAGUGAUCAAGCAGGCUGAAGGUGAGCUGGUGCUGGCAAGGCGCAUGCUAAAUUGGAAGCCAUGGGAGCCCCUGGUUGCCAAGCCGCCUGCUGGCCAGUGGAGUUGGCCACCCAAGUAAUGGACAGCCAACUAUAGCGGCAAGAUUACUCGGCGAGUCACUUCAUGUCUAGCGUGGAAAUUGGAUGAAUAGCCUACGUGGAUGGCUUCCUUUGCAACUUUGUUAGAGGCUGCUUGCUUUAUGUCAUUUAUAGUUACAGAAUAAAUUAAUAUCAACCACUUCA